This is a messenger RNA of Eutrema salsugineum, 804 nucleotides long. RefSeq names its product agamous-like MADS-box protein AGL80. The record is from RefSeq and is a predicted model, not a curated record. Gene Ontology annotation, molecular function: DNA-binding transcription factor activity, RNA polymerase II-specific; RNA polymerase II cis-regulatory region sequence-specific DNA binding; protein dimerization activity. The transcript has a single exon. Lineage: Eukaryota; Viridiplantae; Streptophyta; Magnoliopsida; Brassicales; Brassicaceae. The coding region runs from base 59 to 547 and encodes 162 amino acids. Gene Ontology annotation, biological process: positive regulation of transcription by RNA polymerase II.
CCGAUCCCCAAAAACAUAUACAAAUCCUCUUUUUCUUCAUCCUUUUCUUUUGUUCACAAUGGGCAGAAGAAAAGUAACACACCAAUUGAUUGCUGACAACUCCACUCGUCGAGUUACGUUCAGAAAACGCAAAGAUGGUUUAUUGAAGAAGCUCAAAGAAUUGACCAUUCUAUGUGGUUUACGAGCUUGCGCCAUCAUCUACAGUGAUUACAAGGAAGGUCCUGAGCUCUGGCCAAAUCAUAAGGAGGUUCGUGUUCUUCUAAACCGGUUAAGCGCACUCCCGGUAGAGAAACAGACCAAAUACAUGAUGGACCAGAAGGAUCUGAUGAACAGGAUGAUCCAAGACGCAGAGAAGAAGUUGGAGAAAGAGCAGAUGCAUAGCCGUGCGAUGGAACUUGGGAUGAUCGCUUCGUUUAAGGAUAUGAGAGAUGCUGAUUAUUCGGAGGAGCUGGUCAAAGCAGCUGAUGUGGUUGAGAAGAGGAUCAAUGUCAUCAGAGAGAGAAUCAAGGCUGUAGAAUCAGGAGCAGCCUUAGUCAAGAAAGAAUAAUUAAAUAACCUAAUUUAUAUCUUUUUAUUUUCAUGGAGUUAAUUGUUCAAAAAAAACAAACAUGGUUAGGAUUAAAAUGUGUUGAAUGUUCUAUUUUAUGAUUUGUUUUUAAAGUCUAAGAGAAUGGUAUAAAUCUUUUUGGCCUUCUUGGUAUGUCAAUCGCUUAGAUUGGCCUUCUUGAUCUGUUUUAUGUCAAAUGCAUAUUCGGUUUAUGACCAGAUUUGGUUUAUAUUUAGGAGGAUUUUCUUCCUUUUAUG